Podarcis lilfordi (Lilford's wall lizard) is the source of this 34941-nucleotide messenger RNA. The record is from the annotation of a GenBank genome assembly. NCBI's taxonomy places the organism in Eukaryota, Metazoa, Chordata, Lepidosauria, Squamata, Lacertidae.
AUGGAUCCUGACAAAGAAUUAGGAAUACUACUGGAUAGAAAAACAAAGGCAAGCUAUGAAGACUAUUUUUAAAUGUUUACAUUACUACCCAACUACAAUGCCCUAAUAAUUAGAUUUGUUGAUCAGGUUUUUUUAUUCUAGAUAAAAUAGAGAUAAUAAUAACAGGUAUAUGUUUAUUAUUAUACCCCAAGAAUGUACUACAAUUAACAAUUAAUAUGGUUAUUAUGAAUUUCUUAUAAUACUCCUAUAGAUAAUAGACAAGUGUAUUUUAAAAACAAAUACAUAUAGAUUAUGGCUGCAUUCACACAACACUUUAUUCUGUUUUCUGGAUAUUUCCCUAAUGGUUAAAAUCUCAGGCAAGUAGAUGCCUCUUUGGAGGUGAGGGUGUGGUUGCUUACUGAUUAAAACUGAAAUUUAUUAACACAACAACCUCACACAUACACUAUGUAAAAUAGUGUAAGUUUACCACUUCCCCUCCCCUGCACUCUCUGUCCCCACCUCUCUUCUCUCCCAACCUCAUAUACUACAUUAAUGUCUCACAUCAAAUGUAACAGAUUUGUAGAAAAGACUCUACAACCUGCAAAUGGAGGCAAUGCAUGUACUUUUGUAACCCAAGAAAAUCUUUAAUAAAAAUUAUGUAUAAAAAUCCUGAAAUUAAUUGUUAUUUAUGACAAACAAAAUUGUAAUAGUGAACAUCCCUACGUUGCAAGAAUCCUAACCUUAACAAUAUAAUCAAAUAUUUUUAAAGGCAGCAUGUCAUGGUACUGAAAUUUAUUGAAAAGCUUGAGGUUAUUUAGUGUAAGAAGAUAACUUGGCAAGUGAGAUUUAGUUCCCAAAUUACCCAUCUACAUGUAGUCCCUAUUAUUUAUUUAUCACUUCACUAUGAUAGUCUCUAAAUGGUUUACAAUAAUACAAUAUAAAAAGUAAAAAAAAUAGUUAAAUCUAUAACAUCUGACUUGGAUUGAAAUGCUUGGUGGAGUAAAAAAAAAAAAAUAUUCAGUAGGCGCCAAAGGUUCAGUUAGGAAGGAGUUCCCUAAAAUUGACUUCAUCCUUUUAUUUACAUUUGUUUAUGAAGUUGUGUAUCUUAUAGAUUAUGAUUUUAGAUAGUUUUCUUUUUUUAUUAUCCAGAAAGAACAGGUUCAGGAAAGAAUUGCAAGGAAAAGUAAAUCUUUACAGAAAAGAAAUGUCAGAAGAAAGGUACGUUCAUACAUUUUACCCCAUCACAUAGCAUGCAAAACAUUUACUGAAGCAAGAGUUUGGAAAGCCUUUGCUUUUUAAUUUUUUUAAAAAAUAAUCUCUUCUCUGCAGAGCUUACAUGGAAAAUGUAUUUUCCCCCAAAUCAGUUUUAUCUUGAAAGUGAAAUCUUAACUGUGCAGUGCCAUUUUAUUGCAUGUGUGGGUGAAGAUAUAAUGACGUCAGGGUAAGUUGCUCUAGACCAGCUUUCUUUAACCUGAUACCUCCAGAUGUUUUGGACUACAAUUUCCAUCAUUCCUACCAGCCAGUGUGAUCAAUGGUCAGGGAUCAUGGGCGCUGUUGUCCAGAGCACCUGGAGGGAAACACUAGGUUGGAAAGCUAGUAUUAGACAUUAUGAAGUGAGGCACUUCAACUAAGGUUGCUGUUUUUGUAAUCAUUUCAUAUUGUAAUAUUUGGUUUUGCAUUCACAUCAAAGACUCAUUGGCAGAGCACUCAAGGGCUUUGGGGGCCUUUCUCUAUUUUAAUUUAGUCCUUCAGAAUCUCUCAAAAGGCCACUUUAGAAGUUCUAAAUACAACAAGAGCCAUGGCGGAGGAAGGGGGGUGCGGAUCCGUCCCAGGUGUCAUCACUGAGGGGUGUGUGUGACAAAAUGACAAAAAUAUGAGGGGUUUUUUGUUUUUGUUUUUUAAAAAUGGGCUCAUGAAACUUUUUAGUUCAGUGAAUGAACAUAAUGAAACGCGGCUGGCGCGGGGGCCGGCACUUACUGUGGGGCCUGCAGCAUGCCCGAGCCAUGUGUUUCUCCUGGGAGUGAUGUAGUGGCUUGGGGUCUGCAGGCUCUGCGCUGCCUGAAAUGGCAGUGUAGGACUUGCGUCUGCCCUCUACCUCUCCCUCAGCCGCCCUACAGCUGAGGGGGAGGCGGCGGAGAGGCUCCACGCAGCGCGCCCCACCCCCAGCUUCAGGACGCGCACGCCGCACUUGGCACCCGAGCGGCUAGCUACGCCGCUGACCAAGAGGAACUAAAAUGGAAAUGAGUUUUUGAGAACUCCGUUAUAUAUAUAGAUACAUUUGUUGAACACAUGGGACGUCUUGUAUCUUGGACAAUUAAAUGUUUAUAGCAUGUUGACCAACUCUAAAUGUUAUUUUGUUUCUAAUAUGAAGAUCAUUCUUCUUUGUUUAUUCCAUUUACUAUCUGAAUGAUGGCAUAAACCUUGCCUGCAUCACAACUUGAAGUUUUUGUAGGUUGCUCACUAGUAAACAUUUUGGAUGGGGUGAUGGUAUAUGAUGUAUACAGCUGAAAAAAUGAAUAAAAAUGUGAGUGAAUAGUUUUGAUCAUUUCCUUGCAACUUUUCUCUUUUGGUAAAUUGUUUAAUAUAGCAAACUGAAGAUGACAUACAUGUUGAUAGAAAACAAAAAGAAACCCCGGACCAAAAUCCACAGGAAGGUAGUUCAAUGUUUUUACUCCUUACCAAGUUGUAAUAUAUCACAGUGAAGUUCAAGGGCAUUUCCACAAAUGUGGCUCAGAUUAAAUUUAGAUGUUAUUCAAACGUCAAACCUGCAUAUGACCUUUUCCUGUUUUCAUUCUAUUCUAAAGUACUGUAAUAAUAUUAGCACUUGAUAAAAAAUAAUACAGACUAUUCUGAUGUGCUAGAAUUAGAAUAUUCUAAUUUUAGAUUCCUGUCAACUUUUUGCGCAGAUGUUGCAACUUGAAAUCAUGUGUUUUCUGCAUUUUUCUUGUGCAGUGAACUAAAUGCACUUUCAUUUAUAAUUUGCACUUUAAGGAGCGAGCUUGAAAUGUGAAUGUAUGACUCAAAUAAAGAAUACUUAAUCUAAAUCCUUCACAAACUUUGAAAAACCUACUGGAUUAUUGUCAUUUCCUUGAGAAUCCAAAAUUGUCUAUAUGAAAAGUACUGCAAAAUACAUUCCGAUAAUAUUCAAGUAUUUUAUUGCAAAGUGUGUUUUAAAUGUCUGUGCUUUUUAUAAUAGCUGUGGCUGUAGAAGAAAAACAAAGUAGAUUAACUGAAGUAUUACGGGAUAGAGUGAGAGGGAAGUUGAGAACUGUUAAGGUAAAUAGUUUUAAUUGAAUUUUGAUUUAGCAUUCAAAUGAAACAUGUAACUUAUUGUAUGUAUGAUUCUAUAAAAGGCAGUAAGUUCAACCAGUUUAAAAGACUCAUCAUUUCUCCCAAACCAAUUGGAGCGCAUCAGAAAAAAGUUAAGUGCUGAAUAUGGAAAGCCUGCAUUUUAUCUCAGUUAUUGUUUUCUCUGUGUUUUUAAAAUAACAAGAAGCACACUAAAAUACCCUUUGUUUUAGGCUGAACAAGAAGAAAAAUCUUGCGACAAACCCUACUCUGAUACUAAAGAAUACCAACACAACUCUGAAGUGAGCACUGAGGUAAUAAAAUAUUUGUAAAAUUGCUGCCAACACUGAUAAGCUGCACCAUUGCUUUUUAUAUUCAAUUUGGUGCAACAAAUUCUAAUAUGAGCAUAUUUUUGUAGAAUGUGUGAUUCUGGUUACUCCUGCCAUUACAUAUAGAAAACACCUGUGCCGUCAAGAAGAUGGGUAUCAUUCAAUCCUGAAUCUCUUCUCACUUUCUCACUGCUUUUUUUAAAAGCACAUCUCCAUCCCCUCAAAAAAGGAUCCAGGGAACUGACAUUUUUAGGAGUGCUGUGAGUUGUAGCUCUGUGAGGUAUAAACAACAUUUCCCAGGAUUCUUGGGGGUGGGGGCAUGUGUGCUUUAAAUGCAUGGUGCAUAUUCAAGAAUUUCAGUAUCAGAGAGGUGGGGAGAAGCAAGAGAGAGAUGCUUGCUACUUGUUCCUCUUAAAAAAAAUAUCUCUCUGAUAACUCUGUAAUCUAGAGCUUCUUCUUGCUGUGGCAAAAUUUGAUAAAAGCCAAAGAAGCACCCUGCUCCCUCUUAAGCAACAUGAUCUAGAGGUGUUUUAAGUUGAAGGUCAGCUGGAGAAGACAGAGAGAUAGGAAUUACCUUUGUUUACAGAAAGAUUGGCAUAUGCUGUCUCCCCUCUACAUUCAGAGUACUAAGAUCUGAAUGAUGAAGAAGGUAAAUGAUUUUGGCAACAAAGCUAUGGGCAGAGGUGUGUGAACUAAGGCAUUAUAAGGGAAGGCCUAAGAGGGAAAUGUUUCAUUAGACAGGGUAGGAAUGAGAAGAUGAUGAACCAAAAUUUAAGCUGAGAAAGAUAGAGAUGAAUUGGUGGGUUUUUAUAUAAGAACACGUGACUUGACUUGGUGAGAAGACUGAAUAUGAGAAGGAGGGAGGGAGUAAAACAGCCUCAGUGCUAGGUUAGAUGGUGAUGUUGUCAAUAGAUAUAACAAAGGAUAAUAAAGGAAAAUUAAGUUUCUGGAGAAAGAGAAGGCUACCCAGCAUUUAGCACUACUGACUGAUAAUUAUUCACCAAAUUUUAAAUCUUAGAAUGAAGUCUCCUUUGAUGAGGGUUUUAUAUUUUUUACAUCAACUUUUGAAGAUUACUCAAAACUGAAAGAAACUGAUCAGAUCAUUGACCAGGUAUUGCUAUUCUUUUCUUCAUACAAAGUGUAUUCUUUUCUGUUGCAUUAUGAUGCUGGAGUGUCUUGAAAGUCUUCUGUCAAAUAGAUGUCUAGUAUUUGAAGUUGUUUAUAGCUACAGUUAAUUCACUUUCUCUGUUAACAAAGGAAAAUUAUGAAAUAAGCUAUUCAAAAGUUUUCUUCAGUGGCCCUAAACUUAUAUACAAAAUAACUAUAUAUCCUUAAACAAAAGAAAAAUAAUUUUUCUUUCAUUCUUUCAUUUCAAAGUACCUUGUACCAUAGAUUUCCUAGAUAUAUUUGACCAUGAUCCAAAUAAGUAUUUGACUUACAUUUAUAAACAAUUGUCGUGGAACUGGAGCUUUCUUUAAAAUGUUUAACUUUUUCACAGACUUUUCUUACACUUUCUAUUGUUGCAAAGACCAGCUGGCCACUUUAAUACUCUGUUGAUUACUUCAAAGGGAUGAGCUGGGUUGCAAUUAGUUGUAUAUAGGUGAGAAAGUGCUAAAAUGAGCAACAAUAUGGGCUGGGCUGGAGAUUGCUUGUGAGUGAGCUGGAAGGAGAGAGAUGCUUUGAGAGCUAGGGACAAAAACAUGUCUUGUUGUGUUCUGAAUCCAAAGCUGUGGCUAAUGGAGAAGCAAGACAUUACUGCUGUGAGCCCCUCUGUCCUGUGCUCAAGUUAUAUUUAUGUAAAUAAAACCAUAUAUCUUAAAGACACCACAGUCUCUACUGACCUUCUUUCCAAGGAAAUUGAGCCCGAGCAAGCACACAAUCCCUGGAGACUCUCACUGCUUGGAGUGGCAUGGAACCAUAUUUGGCAUGGCCCUGUGUCUUUAUGACUAUAUCAGAGUCCUUAGAACAAAUAUGUGAGAAGCUAUAGAAAAUGAAUACAGAAGUUUAUUUUGUUUUCAAGUGAAUGAGAGUGAGGAAGACAGCAUUUUGGAUGAAAUCACUAUGCAUUUCUUUCUUGCUUUGUUGCUGGAGGGAAAUACACUGAUAUUUGUUUAAGCAGAGACACUGGGAGAGAUUAGGUUUUUUGGCUACACAAAGCACCAGACCCUGUAUAUUUGUUUUUCAACAAGAUCAGAGAGGUACUGCUUGUUUCCCCACACCUAUGGACUAGACCAGGGGUUGUCAACCUGGUCCCUACUGCCCACUAGUGGGGGUUUCAGGAUUCUAGGUGGGCGGUAGGGAAUUCUAUGGAACAAGCUGAAUCCUCCUUCCAUCGAGCACCGCUGUGCGGUAAGGAAAUUUUACUAUCAAGAAAGGUGCAUUAGUGGGCGGUGGGUAUAAAAAGGUUGACUACCCCUGGACUAGACUAUGCGCUGAAAUGCCUGCACAUUCUGAAUGUAAGCAGUACUGGUGAUACUUCAUUUUUUAAGUAUUUGUGGAAAAUGCCUAUUUUCACAGAGAUAGAAAAUAGUGAUCCAGGUACUGUAUUAAGGAAUCACUUAAUUCUUCAUACUUGGAUACUGUUUAUUAAACCUGAAAGUUGAAGUUUGAGUUUUCUAAUUCCAAUGAAAACAAUAAAAUAUAACAAAAAUUGUAGCUAUCAAUGUUUAUCCAUUAUAAAUAAUCAAACGGUAACAAUAAGGUGCUUCCUUUAUUAGGACCUAUUGAAAGAUUAGAAAGAAGUGAGCAAACUGGUCCUAAUACAGUGGUGCCCCGCAAAACGAAUGCCUCUCAAGACGGAAAACCCGCUAGACGAAAGGGUUUUCCGUUUUGGAGGUGCUUCACAAAACGAAUUUCCUAUGUGCUUGCUUCGCAAGACGAAAAUGUCUUGCGAGUUCCUGCGGGGUUUCUUUCCUUUCCACCCCCUUUUUCCCAAGCCGCUAAACCGCUUAUCAGCUGAUCGGCUAAGCCGCUUAACAGCUGAUCGCUAAGCCGCUUAUCAGCUGAUCCGCUAAACCCGCUAAGCCGCUAAUACUGUAGCGCUAAUCCGCUAAACCGCUAAUGGGCUUGCUUCGCAAGACGAAAAAACCCGCAAGACGAAGAGACUCGCGGAACGGAUUCUUUUCGUCUUGCGAGGCACCACUGUAAUGGUGUUACAGCACUACAUAAAACAUAUUGGACUCAUAAAAUUAUAAAGCACUUUGUCUGGAAAUUACCUAUAUCUAUUCCAACAUGUUUAUGUAGAUUGUUUUCUAUUGGUAUCUGUCCCAUCGCUCUCUAUAUUUCUAUCACACUUAUUUUUUAUUAUGAUUAACAGAAAUCAAUAAAUGACAGCUUUCAAAAUGUCUGUGGUUUAAAUGAACAAGCUCCUUUGCUUGAUCAUGUGAGAGAAAUACUACUACCAGAACUGCUUGAAGUAAAACCUCCUGAGUGUGAAUGCAGUAAUCCCGAUAAGCAAAAGCAAUGGGACCAACAACUUUUUCUGCCAAGCACUUCCCCGGGUAAUGUAUGUUGCAAAAUAUGACAGUGACUUAGAUCUUAUAAAUGUGCAUGUGAACACACAAAUACACAGUAGGCUGCAGAUAGUCUGAUCUUGUUCAUUUUCUGGUACAAAUGCAGAAAUGACUGCCACCCCUCACCAGGUAAGAGGCCAUGGAAUGCAUGGAAAGUGCCUGUUUUCAGGUUAGCCCAUUAAGAGACUAGUUCUUCAAAAGUGGGCAGAAUUCAAGAGAGGUGGGCUAGAGGCAGAAACUCUAAAGGUCCUAGAACACUUUCAGUCCUUGUCAAAGCAAGUUGUUUGCUAGGAGCUGCUUGGUGCUGUGAUAAUAGACCUGCCUUGCUACAUGAGCUUAUCUGCAGGACCAGAAAAGGACACGUUUCAGUAUCAACCAUUCUGAGAGAGAAGGAAGGAUUAGAGAGAAGAGCAAAAGUUAGUGAAAGAGAGGGCUCAUUUUAAAAUUUGCUAUAUUUGGCGUAGGUGGUUAAGCAGUUUGUUUUGUGUUACUGUUGUACUUUUCUGGAUCAGAUUUAAAUAUCUGACCAGCAAAAAAAGAAGAGGAUAAAUUAAUUCAAGAAUUUACCUUCUACCUAUAUGUCACCAUAACUUCAUAAUAAUUGUUCUCAGUUAUACAGAGCUGUAAAUUGCCAGACAAUAUGGCACCACGAUUCCUAGAAGAUGAAGGAUUUUAUAUUCCAAGAAAGCCUCGUGUAUCUAGGAAUACAUACUACAAAAUGGAAAACCGUCUUCUUCAGCAAGAUGGGGUAAAUGUGCUGCUUAGUUUCUAAAAACUUCUGUUACCUAAAUAAUAUGUUUAAAAAGCAGAUGAUUUGCUUAAUGUUGUUUGUGCUUCUGAAUCAUAUUUAUUAAGGGGAAAAACUGGUUUGAAGAAAGCGGGGAAAUAAUGUCAUUGCCUUCUCCAAUCAAACCAUCAAGUUACUACAGAGUGUUUUUUCCUUCUGAGAUUGACCCACGAUUAAAUACAACAUACAGGAAGGUUUGUUUCUUUUUUCCACUUUAAAAAACAAAUACACUUCAUUUUUAAGAUUAUUAUUUUGCUAGGAAAUGCUUUAUAUUCCCGGGCUAGAAAUACUAUGUAGGGCUGGGAGUAUAUUUUAGAUGGAAUUGUUAAUUCGCAUCUUUAUAACUAAUGAAAGUUGAGGAAGCUCUCUACUGCACUAGGAGUUGUGCAGUGUACUAUUAAAAUGGAAUGAAUAUUUGAGCUAAUAUUAACAGUAAUAUAUAAUAUCUUAUGUUUUAGCUAAAAUAUUUUAAUGUACUUCAUUCAUUUUAUAGACAUAACAGUACACUUAAAAUCUAGUGAUCAAAUAAAAUUCUAUAAAUCUAGUGAUUUCUAUAAAUUAGUUUGCUAAGGAAUCAAACACACAUCAAAUUAAAUAAUGGUCUGAAGGCACAUAAGGCCACCACCUUGUUCAAGCUAUAGGUAGGGUCUCAUUAGUGCAUAAGUGUCUGGAAAUCACACGUACUCUGUCUUGGGUGCUAUGAAGAAAGAAAUUUAGGAUAUUAAUGUGAUAAAAUUAAUAUUAAAAAUGUUCAGUUUAUCUGAAGUAAGACUAAUAGUCACCAGAGUGACUCAGAAUAAACACCUUUAAUUUGGGGUGGAGGUAUGUUUAUCAUGCUUUUUUACAUAUGUAAUAUUUAUGCUCUCAUGUAAAAUACACCUUAUAUUUUUGUAGAUGUGAUAAAUUCUUGUACAUAUAUUUAAGGCUGAAUCGUAUAGCAACUCAAAAGUAGUAAAUAAGAGUAACAGUUAGUUUAGUAACCAAGAAUUAACACAGAAAUAGUUUUUAGGAGAGUCAAUUGAUACGAGAGAAGCAUCACUUUCCACAGUGUAUACUUAUACACAUUUUUGUCCACUGUUAUCUCUGGUCAAGGAGGUUAUGCAGUUUUUUUUUAAUGCUGUGAAAACCUAGAAAACAAAGCAAAAACUACCUAUCAGAGCCAAAAACGUGUGUGCCAGAUGGAGUAAUUCCUCAUUCAGAUCAUAUUCAACUCUGAAAACUUGUCACUUCACCUCAAAUUUACUUUUUUUUAAAACAUAGGCAAUGCAACCUCAACUGGAAAACUGCAUCAUAACUAAGUCAGAGGAACAGAGCAAAAUUUAUCAACUGGAUCUUAACAUAUCAAGUAUUGUGUUUAGCCAUCAUUUUUUUUUCAACUGUGAACAAGUACUGGCUGCCAGGUUGCUUGACCUUUAUGACUGCUUUCAACAACGGCAGCAGCAAAACGUUACUCUCUUGCUAUCUGAAAAAGUAAGAAAAUGCUUUAUGUUACAGUUUUAGUUAUAAGGUAUGAUGUAAAAGGCUUUAAGACUUCAGGAUGUCACAGCUUGAAGACUUGAUGUCUUCAUUCUGACAGAAUGGGCAGUAAAAUGGCAAAUGAAAAUCCAUGUAAACGAAUGCAAAGUGAUGCAUAACAGGACAGGAAAAAACCAACAAUCCCAAAUAUCCAGAAAGGAUAUUGUCCUGUAGAGUGUGAAACUUUCAUUUUAAAAUAUUAAUAAUUUUAACAAAAUACCACAUGAAGUUAUUCGCUAAUAAAAUUUUUUAAUGCAUUUUAAAUAAAUUAUUUUUUAUUACAGCUCAAAGCAUUAAUAAGUUCCACAAAAUUACUGGAAAGUAACUUAAAAACAAGUGAGCUAAGUACGAAAACUUUGAAGGAUUACAGAUCACAAAUAAGGUACCUAUUUAAAAUGGGGCAGGAGGAGGAAUUGACUGUGCUAUAGGUAUAUACUGCUUUGGUCAAUGCUGAUUUCCAAGAGUGCAAAGUUGGAAAUAGUGAGUAAUCUGCAUUGACUCAAAAUCAAUUCCCUGAGGCAACUGAUUAAGAUGCUUUGAGGUUUUAACCACGUUGAGUACCCCUCCAAUCAAGUAGAAAAUAAAUUUUAUGAAAUAAAAUAAAAAACAAACAUCACCACCAUCAUUUCAAUUUGUUACCCACCUUUCAGCAUCAGAUCCCAGGGUAGGUUAUAACAAUGUAAAAUUCAAAAAAGUUAAAGCAUGUUGCAGUUCCAGGAAUAGAGUGGGUGCUGUAAAUAUGUCUCUUGGGUGUCAAAGCCCAGGUAAAGGGGUGCAUCUUCAGCAUACAGUGGAAAUUAUGUACUGUGAAAGUACCAGAUGCAGAUACAUGUACAGUCAUACCUUGUGUUGUGUUUGCUUCAGGUUGAGUGUUUUCAGGUUGCAUCCCGUGGCGACCUGGAAGUACCGGAAAGGGUUACUUCCGGGUUUUGCUGCUCACGCAUGUGCAGAUGCUCAAAAUGACAUCACACACAUGCGCAGAAGCAGUGAAUAUGCACAGACGCGGGUUGCGUUCUGCUCAUGUUGCGAACAGGGCUCCGGAAUGGAUCCCAUUCGCAACCAGAGGUACCACUGUAAGUUGCUAUUCUGUUAUUUGGUUGUAGGUCUAGGCCCAGACCUCUUUUUAUUGGAAGUGGGUAGCAUUGUGAGUUUGGUGGGUGUCAUUCUGAAUGGUGCCAUGAAUCCCUUCCAAUUCUUGGGCUCCUGCAUCUGUGUGGAUAGAAUGUACAGGCUUGCCAAACCAAUUCCUUUAUUAAGGUAAUGACUUGGUCUGGCUUGUUAAGCACCACGAUUAGUAUAACCAAAGAAGUUGCUCUGUGCCAUACAACAAAUGGGUGGGAUUUCCCCCACCCACCCACUCUGUUGGGUAGGAGAACAUUGGCAUCCUCUUGCCUAUGAGCUGGAAGCAGGAGACACAGAUAUGCAGUGAGCCCUUCUAUCAUAUGCUUAAGUUGUAUAUAUGUAAAAAUAAAACCAUCUAUCCUAAAGAUGCUACAGUCUCUGCUGACCUUCAUUCCAAGCAAACCAAAUUCUGGGCAAAGUGCUAGAACCCCUAGAAUCUCUCACUGCUUGGAAACUGGGGCAGUGUGUAACUAUAUUUAUAAAAUACUUUAAUCGCAGGGGAAAUGAAUGUACAAUUUAUGUCAUGAUUUUAGAUUUUUGUUUAACAACUGCAAACCAUUAAAUGGAAUUUUAAGUUUGUGCUCAGGUUUUUCCCCCUGUUUUGCAUUAUAAAAUACCAGAAAUACCAGAAUAUUACAUGAUAUAGAACACCAAAGAGAUAAAUGCUUAAUACAAAGUAUUAUGAAAGUAUGGAAACAAAUAAAAUCUCUACGGAGACAGCAAGGAUUUGUUAGUUCUACUGUCAGGCUGCAAUUUCAAAAGUAAGUCGUAAUGAUGAUCUUUCAUAUAUGAUUUUUAAUUCUUCAGGAAGAUUUAAUCUAGUCCUUGUGUGUUUGUGUUUCUCAAAGAGAAGAAAUUGAAUUUAUCCCAGUUUGUUUGUUUAUAUGUACUGAUAAACAGCUUGAUAUCUUUAAAAUCUCUAAAAAUUAAUCUAAAAUCUAAAAAAGACAAAAAGCAGGAUUUCGUGUGCUCAGUAAACUAACAGUAUUUGGAGAUCAAGGAGUAUGUUUCUCUGAGGAUGUGAUGUAGGGCAGUAUAUUUUGUUUGAAUGCUUAGGCCAGGCUUCCUCAACCUCGGCCCUCCAGAUGUUUUGAGACUACAGUUCCCAGCAUCCCUGACCACUGGUCCUGCUAGCUAGGGAUCAUGGGAGUUGUAGGCCAAAAACAGCUGGAGGGCCGAGGUUGAGGAAGCCUGGCUUAGGCUGUAUGCCUCCAUCUAUGCUUAACCUGUAUAUUUGUAAAUAAAUUCAAAUAUUACAAAAUGCAAUGGACCUCCAAUGAUUUCCUUCCAAAGGAACAAAACUCAGAUAAUAGCUGCAGAGGCAGAGCACUGGAGGGCUAUAAUUGAGUGUGAGAAGAGUGACGGGUGAAAGAGCACUUCCUUUUUCCAGUUACAUAUAUCCUCUUCACAUUAAAAAGGGAGAGGAAUCGUACAACCAAAUGUCAGAUAACAUUUGACCCUAAAUGUAGAGGUUUCAUUGUUUUCUCCCCAUCUUUCAAUAAGGCUGACAUAUAUCUCAGAACUUGAUGAAUUCGAAGGCAACAUAUCAGAAGAGAAUGAAAAUGCUCCAAGAGACGAAAGAUAUACUGAUUUAUCAAACAAAUUUUCAGCAGCUGAAAGAAGACAGAAGGUUCUUAAGUUGAAGGAGUUGCAGAAUAGUAAAUCAUUGUGCCAUAGGAAAAUGGCUGUGAUUAGCACUGUUCCCUGUUGCUUUGUGCUCAGUUAAUUUCUGGCACUUAUUGUAGAAAUCUGGUUGACCUUAUGAAUAUUUUAUAUACAGUGUAAAUUCAGAAUUGAAGAGUACUCUCUCUCAUACAUGCCACUCUAAGCUUAUUACUGCAGGUUUUUUAAUUGGAAUGCAGAUAUUGUGGUUUGUUUGAAAUAAUGUAUUGGGUGCAAUGAAAAUACAAAUAUUGAUUUCUAGGCAUGCUUGGAUUCAGCUCAUACCUUUCAAACCACAAUGGACAUUGGAGGGAUAAAUGAACCCCUUUUGAUACCACAUCUUACCUUUGUAACAGAAAUAACAGCAGAAGACAUGUGCCCUCUGUGAGUUGCAGGUUUCCUUUUUUUUAGUUUUACAAUGCACCUAUAUAAAAAUGUAUUUCCCCAGUAGUAUAAAUACUACUGGGGGGAAAUUUAUGUGUGUGUAUAUCUAUCUAUAUCUAUCUAUCUAUAUCUAUCUAUAUAGAUAGAGAUAGAUACAUAGAUAUAUAUAUAUAUGACACAAAGAGAAGACUGUGCACCUGUAGUUUUCUGCUUAUUUAUUGAGUUUUAUAAUGCUUUAUGAUGGGGGAAGGGGGGAAAUGCCCCUUAAGUGAGCCGGCCCCCAGCCAGCCCAUCCCACACCUCAUUUUGCUUCUGAAAGUGGAGAUGACAAUGACAAUAGCCUGUGCAUGUCCGAUAUCCAGAAAUAACUAUGUUCCACUGGUUCUUUCCACUCCACCAUUAUGCCCAUUACUGUACAGUGGUACCUCAGGUUAAAGACGCUUCAGGGUAAAGAUGCUACAGACUCCGCUAACCCAGAAAUAUUACCUCAGGUUAAGAACUUCGCUUCAGGAUGAGAACAGAAAUCGCGCGGCGGCAGCAGAAGGCCCAUUAGCUAAAGUGGUGCUUCAGGUUAAGAACAGUUUCAGGUUAAGAACGGACUUCCGGAACGAAUUAAGUUCUUAACCAGAGGUACCACUAUAUAUCAAUGCUGUCCUCCAAGACCAUUUCUGAAGUUCAGCAUUUCCCAUCUUGAAGCAGUAGGGGGAGCCAAAUCCUAUGUGAAGACCAUCACUGAAGGGAAAACCUGGAAAUUUCCUGAAUGUUUGGCUGCCAGUUACUCUGAAUUUCUGCUAAUUGUAGGACACAGUGCACUAUGGGUAUAAUCCAGUUAUAUCCAUUGGCUUAUGCAGGCCCGUCUUACCCAUUGAGGCUAGUGGCGCGGGACGCCAGGGCGCCAAAUUCUGGAGGGCACCAGGCGAGAGUCUGGGGAACACCGAACGAGCGUGCUGAGUGAGUGAGGGUUCGUGCGCCGCUCCCACCGAGCGUUGGCUUGUUUUUUUCCCUUUCAGCCUGCAGGCGCCGAAUUCUGCGGGGUGCCAGAACGCUAAAAGGGAAAAAACUGAGCCAACGCUUGGCGGGAGCGGUGCACAGUGUGCUGCCUGCCAUGGCCACUGUGGCACGAUGCGGCCAGCCUCCGCCUCUUCCCCACCCUCCAGCCACUGCCUGCCUCCUCUAGCCCUAAAAAAAAGGUCAACUCUGGGAAAGGGGGGAGGUGCCGGAGGGAUCUUUGCACCAUGGCACCAAAUAUGCUUAAGACGGCCCUGUGCUUAUGCAACAUAAAUCUUCUGGUUUACCAUCUCCCCCCCCCCCCCAAAUCUGCCCUGGAGGAUCCCCCAGCCCUUUGGAGCAGAUUUGGGGGGUGUGGGAGCUGCAGGUUAGAGGAGAGGAAGAAGCAGUUUCACUGUGUGAGCAAUGGUUCCCUAAUUUUUGGAGCUCUUAAUAAUUUUUGUGGUAAAAAGAAACACACAUAUGAGAAUUGUGACUUCAAACCCCAGUGAUAGAAAGAAAAUGUAACUUUAUUAUUGAUAUCAAAAUCUUUAAUAACCUUGAACAAGUUAAAGAAAAUACGUGAUUAUGCUGUAAUCCCCCAGUUUUUGGUUUGACAUGGAAUAUAUAAUUAAUAUUCAAUUUAAUUCUGUACACAUUAAACAUUUAAAAUGUUUGCCAUAGUGAGAACCAGUGUAGGAAAAGUGUGAGCACAUAUUUUAUUGUACUUUGAAAGUUUCCUCUGAUUUGUUGGCUGGUUGUGUAUAUAAAUAUUAAAAUAUUAUUUGAUCUGGUCUGUAUUCCGGUAUGUUUAGAGAUGAACGACAGAGAAGAGAAAAAGUCAAAAUGGAAAAAUACUUUAUUAAAAUAUAUUACAACAAUAAACUGGUCUCCUCUACUUCCGAAGCGCCUCUUCACCAGGAUUUUAAAGUAAUAUUUCAGCAAAUUUUUAGAAUUCAAGUAUUAAACUGGCCUGAAUCUCUUCGAUUAGAGGUAUGCCUAGUUAGAUGAUAAAAAUAGUUCAACAGUGUACUGUAGCUGAAGCUGUUCUUUACAAACCAUACACUUUGAAGAAAAUUGGUUUGUAUUUUGAUGUAAUAUUUAAGAACUAUUGUUCAUACUCAGCAUAGCUUCCUGUAUUUUUAUUUUAAUGGGUAGGCUGCAUAAAAAUUGUGUGAAUCUAUGGUGUUCCAUAAUGUGUGAAAAUGUCACAUGUCUUUUUCACGCUGUCAGGAUUUUGGCAUCUCAAAUUUCCGUGGUGCCCUGUGCAACGCCAAAAUCCAGCACUCUUUGCCUCUUGCCUUCCAUUGGAUAUCACAGUUGUGGCACCAGCUUCAGCACCCCAGACUCUCUGUGCCCAGAGUGAUUGCACCAGUCACACUCCCCUAGACCCACCUUUGAUGCUGUGUUAUAUUAUCUGUACAUGCCAGUGGAAAGUGGGGCCAAUUGUGGCUUCCUUGUAGGACGUGCAUAUGGUAAAGAAGAAAAGAUGUAGUUACAUUUUGGGAGUACAUCAUGAGUCCAUGUGAUAUAGCCACUGAUUUUGUAAUGUGUGGAUUUUAGAACAUAUUUAUAAUCUUAGAUCAGUGGUACCUUUUACACAAUAUUGUGCUGUACUGAUGACUACUUGUUUAUUUAAAAAGAAUCCACUUCACACUAGGUACUGUACUGAUUUAUAAGAUUUCAGCCUUUUAAUGUGUAUAAUAGGGUUUCUUUGCAUAUUUUUUUCCUUGCCUUUCUUGGGUUAAGCUGACACAGCUUAAUCUUUUUUAAAAACAUUGGGUGAUUUGUUUAAUUUUAGAUAUUUGAAUCAAGUAGAAAACCGACUUUGUUGGCCAAAGUGUUCUUACCUCUUCCCAAUAAUGUUACAUUGAAAAACAAAGAUGUUCUGGACGAGGCAGAGUUUAGUUGUGAACAACAAGUUAAACCUUCCAGUGGGGCAGUGGGAAGCAGUAAGUUCAUAAUAUAUGUUUUUAACUUGAUAGGUAUGGUGGUGGUGACUACUAUUUUGCGGAUCAUUCAAAGCAAUAUGCUACAAUAUGUCUCUGUGGAUGAUCAGUACAGGAAACUAGAUAUGGGAUGGGUGCCUCUAUUAAUUCUGCUGCACCUGUCAGUAUGAUAAUGGCUUUCUUUUUUAAAAUGCUUAUUCCUCCCAUUAUAUCCAGUGAUAUAUUUGAUAGAAUUAAAAGGUUUUUACAUAGAGCCCCCAAACUCUGAGGAUAUUUAGCUUUCUACCUUUAGACCUCUGAUAAGUCACUGUGAGGGCUAGUCAAUAUGCAAUGAUGGCAGAUCCAUGCAUUUAGAUGUAGCUCGAUGGGCAUAGCCAAGGGGGGGGGGCAAGUGCCCCCCUGAAACAAAACAAACAAUAAAUACAAAUCUGAGGUUCUGCCCUCCCUAACAAAAAACUCGGCUACACCCAUGUGUCCCAGUCACAGAUUGGAUGUAUGGCAGUUAUCAUUAAUUCACUCAAAUGAUGCAAAAAUAGGAAUGUUUGGGGGUGUUAAUGGUAGUUUAUAUCUCAUAUAAUGUUUCCUCUCCGUCUGUGUAGGCUUAUCCACAUUGCAGCAUUAAUGUUAGUAAUAGUACGUUAAACAUAAUUAUAAGGUCUUGUUAUCAAAAGGCUUAUUUCAGUUAUGUUUUUGACAGAUGUAUCUUUUUUCCUUGAUGAAAAAGAAAGAGAAGAACUAUGUAUUCUGACAUCAGGAAAAUUAAUGUAUUCUUUAUCUUGGACAGUUGAUGACACAGGAGCUCCUUUAGCACCCACAUUUCAGCCCCUUCAUGUUGCCUGCAUUAGGUAAUAAGGUUUAUAUUUGCUGAAUAGAGUUCCAUCAUAAUGAGACUUGUUUAUCCCUUUAAUUCUUUUUUCUUUUUCUUUAGUGUGCCAAGGUGUAUCGAUUCAGGAAAAGGAACUGGAAUUUGGCAGCAUUCUGACAUACAGAAACUAAUUGAGUGGGCAAAAGAAGCCAAUAUUGAUCCAAACAACCCUGACUAUUUGGAUUUGAUUGAGAUAAUCAUGGUAAAUAUUUAAGUCUCAGUAGCUAGUGUAUCAGUUGAUACUUAGGUCUUUGUCAUAUCAGAGACUUUUUGGAAAUGUGAGGUGUGCAUCUGACACACAUUUUGCUGAGCUCCUGAACCAGGUUUGCAAGAUCCAUGCACCUGCACUUUCUGAUGUGCAAAAGUAUCAUUUCAGCAUGCAUGUAGAACAUAACAUUGCAAGCGAUAUUAAGAGAAGUAAUUUUUUUACUUUAACUUUUAAAAAGCCAUAUUUAUUUGUUGUAGGCAACUAACUUGCUAAAUAAAUUAUUUUAUAUUUCCUAGAAUACAAAAUCCUUGGAGCAAAAUGAAUCAAAAUACUUUCGUCUUGAACAGCUGCAAGAAGAAUUUAACUUUGUUACUGCAGAAGAGAUUACAAAUUGUAAACGUUUCCAGCUGUUGCAGCUGAGAAGCUUGGGACAGUUAGAUUUCUAUGGUUUCCAGCAAAUUCCUCUGUAUGACAGAGAAAUACCAGACACAGUCUUUCAGGUAUUCCACUUUAAAAACAAAUGUUGGCCUACAAUUUUGGAUACUGUUUGCUUGAAUACAAACAGUAUUGACUAUGUGUUUCAUUCUAAUAUCCACAUUCAUGUUGUGCAAUAUUGAUUAUGUAUUCUGAGGAAUGGAGCUUUAUGAUGCCUUUCUACAUAGUUUUAGUAAAUUCAGUUUAAAAAUGGAUUUCUAUCUUGUCUUUUUUUCAAGAAGCUCAAGACUGCAUACAUAAUCCCAGGCUCUUGAAUAACAUAUGGAGAAAACAAGGAAAUAUCAAAUAUAUAAUGUUUAUAUAGGAAAUCAAAGGUAUACAUUAAUUCAUACAACAAAGUACUGUACUUAGAAAGUAUUAUUCUAAAGCUGAGGGACAAAAUGCUUGAGAGUUAUGCGAGUUCCCCAGAUACAAUGAAAAAUGGAACAAAAUUGUAGCAACUUAAGUUGUAUAUGGCUAGCUGCACAAUCCAGUGAAAAUUAAUGCUUUAUGAUUAAUGAACUAAUUCUUAUUUCAGGCAUAUGGGAACCAGUUAGAAAAGGACAUGAUGACAGAUGCAGAUCCUAUUUCUGCACGAAGGAAUAGUUCAGCCUCUUUUGUUAGGAUGGUAUGAUACUUUCCAUAAAUUUAAAAUUGAAGCAUAAAUGGCUACAGAAGUACUGGAAAUACAGCUAGGUGUUUCAGUCUGGGUUGGGUUCAAGGACUGUUUGAGUCAUCUUGUGUCAAACUUGGUUUCAUGUCAGUAUUGUAUGCCUAUGAAGCAUCAAAAUUGUCAUCACUGCACCUGCAACAAUGAUCAUAUGUAGCACACCUGUGCUUAACUCUUCCCACCAUUUGCUGUAGUAAUCUGGAGGACCCCUUUCAAUUCCCACUUAGAACUAAAAGUAAUAUCUGAUUUCAAAAUAAUUCAAAAUAAAAAAUAGAUUUUGUCCAUAUCAUGUUCUAAAAAAGUAGUCUAUAAUGCAAAAACAUUUGAGGUAUACUGGACCUUACAAUGUUGUUGUCUAUGUAGCUAAACCCAUGAUGAUUUAGUUUCAUAUUGCAUUCAUCGAGUCUCUUUUUUAUAUACAGAUGAGAAAACAAGCUACAAAACGAAUUGUGACCAUUAGGCACAAGUUUAACUUAUCAGAUAUUGUGAAUGAUUAUGAAGAAAUUAUAUCUAUGAGGUACAAUAUUCAUUUAUUAUGUAAAAAGUUAAUGGACUAUACCCCAUUCACUUUGCUGCUUAGUGUAGGGCUAUGUACAUAUAUUUUUGGCUGUUCUAUAAUCUUCCAUAGACCACCUGACUAAAGUUUCUGAAUUUGACGGUUCAUUUUAUUACAAAAAGCCUAUAGAAAAACAUUGAAGUUUAAAACUUAAUUUGCUAGAAUUAUCUUACAAAAUGCAUAAUUAAGAUUUAGAUUUUUCUCAUAUGAGCAUAUGCAAGUCUGAUCUAAAUUAUUUCCUUUUUUUAAAUAGUGAAUUGAGUAAUGCAGUUUUUAAGCUAGGUGAACGCAAAAGACAUUUGAAACCACAAAGGAAAGAGAGGCGAAAGAUUCCAGCACAGGCUGUCUCUGAUGGAGAUGUAAAACUUCUCAUCAGAAUAUUGAGAGCCUAUAAUAUCCCUGCAAGAAAGGCACCACCAACUAAGUAGGUACAGAAUUCCUAGAUUAGAAAGGUCUUGACUCUUGAGAAAGACUGUUUAUAUCAACACAUUGUGUCAUAGAGAAUUGCAUAAUGGUUGGCUUCCGUCUGUCUCGGGAGUUGCAUACAUAUUUCAUAAUCUGUUCUAUAUGCCUAUCAGUAUAAAGUUUCCACUUGGACAUAACAUCUAGAAUGAAGGAACAAUUUCAACUGCUAAGAAUACUGCUACAAAUAUUUUGUUAAAUAUCUUCAGUAUCUUAAAAGUCAUUGAAUGAAGUGAGACAGAUACAAUGGUUAAGUUACAAAAAAUAUUUAUGGGAAAAUCCAGUGAAAUUGAAGUAUAACAAGGAGAAUUAUAGGGAAAGCAUAUUAAAACAUAGUGCAUAUUUUACUGCAGCUUCUAAUCAUCAACACAUUGUUAGCAUUUUGUGCUAUUUUUAUCCGAAGUUCAGCUGUGCAGUGAAAGACUAUUUUAGUGUACAGAUAUGUAGAAGGAUUUUGUGAAAGUGUAAAUGGUUAGCAUAAUAGCCACUAAAUUUAAUCAAAUUAUGUUGAAAAAUCAAGGCUUUAGUGUACAGUAUUCUGAAACAAACUAAUAAUAUUUUUACAAGUUACUGUGUUUGAAAAUAAGUUUGUUCUUUUAUAUAUUACUGUGCAAGUAAUUUGGAUUACAAAAUAGUAUGCUGUAGCUGCAAGCAAACAGAGCUUUCUUUCAGAGAAUCUAAAUAAUAUUUUAACAAUAAUGAUUGACGUAGGGGGCAAAUCACAAAAUACUUGCUCUGGUUUAGUCUUAUUGACUUGCAUAGAAUUACAAGCAUUAUGCCGAAAUUCUCCCUUAAGAGAUGCAUUAUUCAUGAUUUUGCUUAAGUAGCAAAGCACAAAGAAAACUAUUAACCAUUAUUGCGUCUAAACUCAGAAUGAAGGCAUGGAUGGAUGUGGUUUAAAUAAAGAGCCACAACUUUAUUGAGCCACUGAAUAUUGAGCUACCUGCAACGGGCAGACUAAUCUUAAUUUAGCACACACACUCUACAAAUGUGGGUGCCUACCAGGUUGUGGAGGUUCAGCAACAGGUACUGCCUCCUCCUGUCUCUGUCUUGCUUUGCCAACUCCAUCUUGGCUCAGAGCCCCAGUUCAGAAGAUUGCUGCUCAUUGCUAACCCCUUUCACCUGGUUAGCAAUUAACGGAAAGCAAGCUGGUUGCCUACCUGCUGAGAUUGCGCCUCUGAUGGCAUUCAUUUUUUCCUUGUCUCAGUUUGCAAGUGUGUAUGCUGCAAUGUCAACUUUCAAAGUGGUCUUUUCCUGCCUCCACUCCAGCAGGAGUGCAUUUUCACUGCCUUUUAUUUCUAGUAACAACCAGCCAAUUAUGUACCUAUACAUAAGCAGGGAAUCUUGAUGCAUGUUAAUGAGGUAAACUGGCUGAAAUAUGCAUGUAAUUCUUGUUUACUAUCUCAAGGGUUGGAGUUGCUAAUUCGCCAUCCUAUUUACCAAAUCGUAUGUCCAGAGGCAGACAUAUUUUGUCAGGAAAUUCAGCCUAUUCAGCAGACCCUUUGUAUGAGGUAAUUAUGAAAAACAACAACACAUUUAUAUGCCCCCCUCUAAAUUAAUUUCCAAAUCAUGUCUAUUUUGUGUGUGCAGAAAUUAGUCUAAAGACUGCAGUAUAUUUAUACAUAGUUUCAUCUUGUGGUUAAAAGUUUGCUUUCAUUAAACAACAAGGCCUCUUUUUUGCUUCUGAAUCUCAGAUAUUUCAGCUAAUUUGAAUGCUAGUAUUCAGGGGGUGGAAUUUGAUUAUUACAUUGAGGGAGAAGGGAGCAAUCUGUGCUUGAAUCAACACCCAUGCUGUGCUGGCAGGACUUCAAUGAGCUUUGUGGCAUAGGGAUUGAAAGUUAUCCUAUACAUUGCAGUAAAACACAUUUAUUUUUGGAGAAUGAGGUGAUUCUAAAAUUUUAUUUUUAAUGUUGAAGACAUAAUGUCCUCUGCAAUAAGACUAGGUAGAGAAGGGUUCAGACUGAAUGCAGGACUCAGGUUGUGCUCUAGCAACACAGAGCUCCAGGGUUGGAUCAGCAAGGAAAAAACUAAGACUUGAUGCCAUACAGUAGUAGCAACAGCUGCAUCCUAAGUGCUAGCCUUGCCCAUUGCAAAAAAAGGAGUACCUUCCAUGAGUGUCCACAGAAAUAAUGGAGGCGGGGCAAUGUCUACGACUUGUAACCACAGCUUAUUGACUUGAUUAUUCAGUCUUUUUAUGAUUGAACCACACGCACAUGGUGCUGAAGAGAAACAACAAGAAACUGGUGGGCUGUUCCUGCUGGUGAUACACUAUAUUCUAUGAGAUUAUACAUUUCAGAACUAACUUCUAACAAGCUGCUUGAUUUUCUAUUUAACAAUAAUAGAAUAAGGCACUAGUAAGACAUACAGCUUCAGUUUGUCUAUACUGUAGGACUCUGAACCAGGUUAAAAAACCCUAAGACUAAAUUCCACACCUUUUACACAACAUCUGCCUUGGCUGUGGUUAGGGAUGUAGUUUACAGUUUGGUACCAGUUUGGUUGUCAAUUCGCCAAACUGGCAGCUGCUUUUGUGAUAGAAUGAGAACUGGAGUGUAUUUUUCUCUUGUAAUGCCCACUGGGUAUAUUAUAUUGGGAGGGGGGAGAUAAAUGCAUUACAUGAGUAACUUCGAUAUUAAUUUUUAAAAUGUCUGCAGUUUAUCUAAAUAACUGUAAUAAGGAAAAUGUCUAUGAUCAAUAGGCCUGAAAAUGAGACAAAACCAAAAUAAAUUCCAGUCUGUACUGCACAUUUUUAUUUUAGGUGGGUGUCCACCCUUUUGUAGAAGUUACCUUCCAGGACACAAUCUAUCAAACUAGCACUGCUGAUGGCUCUCAUCCAUGUUGGAACGAAGAACUGCAAGUUGAUUUUAUGUAAGUUACGUGUACCUCACUUUUAAUAAUGUGUACAGUACUUCAAGUUUUCUGUGGCCAAAUUUUUUUUUACAUUGCAGCCUGUUCCAUUAUUUUAAGUCUCUGAUUUCAACUGUAUAUAUCGGUUACAUAUGUUAAAUCAGUAAUCCCUGAUUUUGCAUGGUUGUGGAAAUUAUCUGAAUAUUAUCAUAGGGGUUGCCUUGCAGGGAGCCUGAAGAAUACGAAAUGUUGAAGGCUUCAGACUUUUUUUUGGUUUAGAAAUAUAGGUUUGGAUCCCAGGUUCCACAUUCUUGAGUAGAAGCAGUUCUGAUCAUGUAUUUGGUGAGUGGAGGUAGUCGCAGAUUUUUCCCCAGCUGCAGAAUCUCCUGGAGGAUAAAGAUACCAAUGGUGACUAGCCAUGAUGGCUGUGUUCUGCCUUCGCUUUUGGAGGCAGUAUGUCUCUAAGAACCAGCUUCUUGGAAUCACAAGUAGGGAGGGUGCUGUUGCACUCAGGUCUUCCUUGUAGUCUUCCCAUGGGCAUCUGUUUGGCCAGUGUAAAAACAGGAUGCUGGACUAUAUGUGUCUUCAGUCUGAUCCAACGGGGCUCUUCUGCUACCCCACCUCCUCAACUGUUCAUGGCUUGAGAAGUUAUGCAUAAAGGUGCAGUGCACAAGCAGAACUGCUUAGAGAACAUUAAACCAAAACCUCAGUACAAUAUGACAGUACAGUCAUAACUCGGAAGUCAGUCCAUUCUGGAAGUCUGUUCGGCUUCCAAAAGAAUGUUCGAAAACCGGAACACUCACUUCUGGUUUUCAAUCGUUUGGGAACUGGAAUGUUCUACUCCCAAGAUGUUCGAGAGCCAAGGUACGACUGUACAUAGUUUCAGUAACUUUGUUGUCAAAAUGUUUGAUUUAAUUUUUUUGCUUUUGUUUUUGUUUCAGCUCUCCAGGGCAUGAUUAUACUUUUUCAGGGCUAUCUAAAAUCAAAGACAAUAUAAAUAUUAACAUUUUUGAUGAAUUUGUGAUUGAAAAGCAUGAGGUAAAUUGUAGACUAAGUUUGUUUGGGUAAUGUGUACAAGGAAUCACAGAAGGUUAUAGUAUAGUAUGGUGGAGUACAGUAUUGUAUUACAGAUUUUAAAGAAAAGUCUGGUAUUUUGUACACCAAACCCUAUUUCAGCAUCAUAUUUGAAACUAGACAGCAUUUUUUCUAAGAAUGUUUUUAUAACCCAGCUAAAUCAUUUGGUAUUUUUACAAGUAUUAGAUGUUACCUCUUGUUUCUAGUUUAAAUAUUUGCAUUUCUUUUCAAAUUGUUUAUUAGCACUAGAAAUAAAAUUGGUGAUAUUUAAUGAAGAGAGAAUAUUACUGAAAAUCUGUUUUGUGCCCCCAAAGUUUUUGAUAAGUUGCAGCUAGGAAAAUACUUUUGGUCUGCUUAAACACCUUACAACGUGUUUAGGCAGUAAGUGAAUAAAGACGUGAGAUAGUUCUAAGAUUCAGCUGUUGAGGAAACAUAGUUGAAUAAUGCAUACUAAAAUACAAAAGAUUAACACAAAUUAUUAACUUCGUUAGGACACAUGUCCAAAAAACUGCAGUGGUCACUCCUAUGUAAGAAAGAAUUGGCUUGGAUCAGUUAUGUUUCCUUUCUCUACACUCCUGGAGCAAUCGAAGGUAAUGAAGAAGAAUCAUGCUUUUAAAGAUUUAGUAUCAUUAACUGCAGAUAAUGAGUUGCUUUUAAAAUAGCAAAAUUGUAAUGCAGCCAUAUCAUCAGCUUUUUAAACUCUUAACUUAAUACUUGCAUUUGUUUCAGUAAGCCAAAUAAUGUGCGUUUUCACAGAUUUGUGGUACAUUUCAAGUAAAUAUGCCACCGGUUUUGCUUGGAUAUACUUGGAGUAAGACAUAUGUGCCUCCCAAAGAAGAAUGCCAUGGCCAGAACUUGAAGGAAUAUACUUUUUUAACCAUCUUUGCCACUAUUGAACCUCAAAUAUCUUCUACUGAAAAUAAUUUAGAAUCAGACAAGGUUGGCCUUUAUUUUUUACUCUGUUUAAUAAAUAGGAUAAUUUGCAUGAUAUUAUUGCUUUGAAAUUUAUAACUGAGAUUAUAGUUUUGAUCUCAGUUUAAAAUAAGUUUUUAAGGACUUUGGAAGAGCCUGCUGGAUCAGGCCAAUCUGCCUUCUAGCCCAUCAUUCUGCUCUCACAGUGGGCAACCAGAUGCCUGUGGAAAGCCCAAAAGGAGGACCUUAUCACAAGAGCAUUCCCCACUCCUGUGGUUUCCAACAACUGGUAUUCAGAAGCCCACUACCUUCAAGCAUGGAAGCAGAGCAUAAACACAUGGCUAUUAGUUAUUCAUGACUGUAUCCCCCAUGAAUUUUUCCAGUCCUCUUUUCAAACCACCCAAGUUGGUGGUCAUCAUUGCCUCCUGCAGAAACAUAUUCCAUAGUUUACAUAUGUGCUGUGUGAAGAAGCACUUUAGUUUGUUUGUUUUGAAUGUUUCAGCAUUCAGCUUCACUGAAUGUCCAUGAGUUCUAAUAUUAUGAGACAGGGAGAAAACCUUUUUGCUAUCCACUUUCUUCAGGUCAUACGUAAUUUUAUACUGUUGCAUCGUGUCACCUCUUACUUUCCAUUUUACUGUCCAUUCAUUCAGUUUGUAGAGGUCUUUUUGGAGCUCUACACCAGGCAUAGGCAAACUCGGCCCUCUAGAUGCUUUGGGACUACAACUCCCAUCUAACAGGACUAGCUAACAGAACCAGUGGUCAGGGAUGAUGGGAAUUGUAGUCCCCAAACAGCUGGAGGGCUGAGUUUGCCUAUGUCUGCGCUACACAAUCCCUUUUUGUUUUAACAAUCCUGAACAAGGAAUGACCCUGAACAAUUUAAUAUCAUCAGCAAAGUCAGCCACAUCACUGUUCACUUCUAACUCUAGAUUGUUUUUCAGUUCAUAGAUCAUGAAGAUCAAACACUGUUGCAAAAAGCAUACAUUUUUAAGCAAACAUGCAAAGCAUUGUUUCCAAAGAGGAGAAUAAUAACCUCAGCUUUUAACAAUCAAGGAAGAAAUAUUUUAGUAACAAAGUACAUUACCUCUCUGAAUCCACCUCAGCAGUUAUUAGAUAUGUGUGCUGAUGAGCCUAACUCAACUUCUGUAAGUAUGUAAUGUUUAUCACAGAAUCAGCACAUACUUGGUGGGCUGGGGCGCUCACAGCAGGGGUCCCACAAUUAAAGGCAAACUGGUGGAAACUAUGAGCUGUAAGGCUGGCAUUGCAGCAUUUUGUUCCAGCUAUGAAACUGAGACAUGUGAUGCUGAGGACAGUCAAUAUCACAGCCAAAGCUCACAUCCAUCAUCAGGGUGGCAUAAGAUCGCAGCUAACCCCUGUAAGAAUGUAAAAAAAAGGUAACACAAUGAGUUAAUUAUUGCUUGAUGCCUUUAAUUAAAUGCCAAAUGUCAGAUGGAUUAUUUUAAUAUGUAUUUCUGAGACAGGCAUACUCCUAUUUGUUUUGUAGGAUCUUAUAUCACGAUUUGUGUCUUUAAUUCCUUGUAUAUCAGACACUGGGGAUGAAAAUGAUGAUGUUGAUCUUUGGAUGACAUCAGAGGUAUAUGACUUUUUAUUUCUGCUGUGCUUUGUUUAACUAGUUUGAUUUUUUAACAUGUAAAUUGCAUUUCUUAACCACUUUAAAAAGGAUUUUAUUGAAGAGCAGGGUAUAAAUUUGUUAAAUAAAAAAAAGUUUUGAUGUUACUUUUAAGUCAUAAUAAUAUACCUGAAAAUAUGAGCAAUGAUGUUUGAAAUAUUUCUGCAGUUCAAACAGCUUGAAGUUUGAGGGUCUUCUAAGUUAAUUAAGAUGAGGGGAGGGGCAGAAGCUAAACUGAUAAAAGUAACAAGUCACCAGCCCUGCUUAGCUUUCAUGCAAGUACUGUAGUCAAAAAAAAAAAAAAAAAUCCUUAACCAUGUGUAUGCCACAGAAUUAGGACAGAAUUCGAUCAUCGGAAAGAAAGAGGAAAUUACAGGUGUUACAUCUGUUCCAGGUAAAAUGGUAGAAAGUGUUACUAAAGCAAGACUUGCUAAAAAUAUGGUAGAAUUAGGGCCCCACCAGAAUGAUAUGGGUAGUUGGCAAAAUUUGGAUGGGGGCAUCUUCCACAGGAUUACAGAGGGUUCCCGAACUUCAUAGUGGCUUUCAAAGGGGUACUUUCAUCCCAAGCUAAAUAAAGCAGUACAGCAGUAUGAGCACCUUGAACUUAGUCUGCUGAUUUUUAUUAUUUUCAUAAUUAUAUGUUUAUAUAUAUCAGUGGAAGAAAUGUAACUAGUGAGAGCAUUGUGAUUUUUUUAUUUUGCUACUUGAAGUUACGGUAAUCUUUAAAUAACAUGCAAGCUGCCAUUUCUGAACUUCCUCGUGGCAAUGCCCCUGUAGUAUUAUUUUUGUGGGAAGAUGAAGAAUAUAUGCAUUGCUUUUAAAAAUGAAUGAUCUUAUAUUUCUAACAGAAUUUCCUUGAACUUGGUAUUGGUAGUAAAGAAGAACAUGCAGUGCUUCUAUGUAACUACUUUCUGUAUAUUGGGAAAAAAGCAUGGGUACUGUUGGGAACAUCAGUGUUAGAAGUAAGUCUAGCAAAAUAUUUCAAUCUUUGUUUCUAUAAUUCAAGGGUUGGUGAACUUUCUCGUUCUCAGUUCAGUGCAGAUCGGUAUGGAGAGAAUCAGUGGCAGCAGGAAAACAUAGAGGGUGCAUGGUUGAACGCUAAGUAGAUGUUCUACUUGGUAUAUCUGUGUUCACAAGAGGAAUGGCAUGAAAAUAAGAGUAGGCAUGAACAACAGGGUCAGUAGUGAGCCCAGCGCUGAAAGAGAGCAACACAAACAAGUGCAAAAACCUUGAAUGGGCAAGGAAAUGAACCAGACUCUGGAAGUGUCAUCAGCAAAUUCAGCCAUUGAGCCAAAUGAGAUGCAGGCUUCAGGUUUCCUGCCUGUGGUAUAGUUCUUCUCAGAAAUAUAAGCCACAUAACAAGUCGAACAGUAUAAAUUCAUAGCUUUAUUAUGCACUUAACUCUGAAUCCAACCCAUAGGCUUAGGCGUAGCAGGAACAGGAGGACAGUGUUAAAAGAAACUGCCAGAUUAAAGAAAAUCCAUUAAAGUUAUCAAAUAAUAAAUUGUUUCAGGAUAAGUUAUUUCAAAACCCCAUUUAAAUGGAGUGUGGUCUUAUCUUUGAUAUUAAAUGAUCAAUCAUGUGUGAUCCUUAAGAUGUUGUAUUAUUGAUUCAAUGGCACCCAUGACAAUAAAUUCUUAAUAUUAUUUGUUUUAGAUUUAUAUAUUCUUCAUUACUUAAUAAUAGUUACCCACCUCUAUCCCAUUCUCUUGAAAUAAAAUGGCCCUAGCUUUUAUCAAGCCAAGUAUUUAUGUGAAUAAGGAUUGUAGGAUUUCUGAAAGAUACCAAAUUGCUAUUUUAUUUCUCAGUAUAUUAGAAAGUAUAAGGAGUAAAUAUAAUAUAUAGUUUCUCCUGUAUUUGUAUAGGAACAAAAACUAUACAUAGGACCCAAUAGUAAUCUUUUGGCAAUGUAAAAACUGGAAUAAACAAGCAGUAUAGAUAUGGCAAUAAUCCAAGAGUAGAAACAGAGAGAAUUUCCAUUAUUAGGAGAGUGAUGAAAUAUGAUCUUGGAUAUGGUAUACAUGUUGAAAUUGAUAGCUAUUCUAAAGGUUAACAAGAGAGCAAGGGUCUUAUUGAAAAAUUGUCAUUGUUCAUAAUGUAUUAGUGUAAUAACAAAGUGCAAGAUAAUGUGUUUUAUUUAUUUCUUCCUUCCCUCUUAUAAUAAUAAUUUAUUAUUUGUACCCCGCCCAUCUGGCUGGGUUUCCCCAGCCACUCUGGGCGGCUUCCAUAGAAACCAAAAAUACACUAAAAUAUCACACAUUAAAAACUUCCCUGAACAUGGCUGCCUUAAGAUGUAUAAACACUCUUGUAUAAACACAGACAUUAUAGGUUAAGUGUUGCUUUAUUUAUUUUCUUAUUUUUUCCAUGUUAUAGAGGCAGGAAAAUAGAGUUUUUUACCAGGUUUUUUGGUAAUUUUUUUAACAACAAAGCUGGCUGUAUCCUUUGGUUAUUACAGGGGAAAGUAGCUUAUGUAGCCACACAAGAAAAUGGAGAGUAUUUUCUGUGGAAUCCACUGAAUGGCCAGUGCUAUAAGCAGUUUGAUGCAUUUUGCCCUCUGCAGAGUGUUGAUUGCUUAAUCAGCUGGGAAAAUGUAAGUAUGAUUAAAUGGAGUAGAAAAACAAUAUACUAUUACAUGCUUCCUGCAUCAUUGUGGGAAGAUUCAUUGGCAGUGGUGGGUUUGUAAUACUGUAUUUCUUUACAGUACAGAACAUAGUGAUGACAAAUACACCCUUCUAAUUAGAUUUAACAGCUUGCACCAGAUUUCCAGAGAGCAACAUUUAUGGUCUGACCCUCCUCCUGCAGCCCUGUUUCCAACUAAUUUCAGCUGUAAAGCUCUCAGGCAGCUCACCCGUUCACUCACAUUUAAAUUACCAACCAAUUUUAGAUGCUUUCCCUCAGCUGAAGAAGGCCCAGGACAUACCCAGCUUGAGCCUGAUAACUAUAUUUCCCGAUAAAAGUUCCCAUUAACCAUCACUGUUGUGAAAAUGUUGAAAUCUGGGUAGAGAAAUUGGCAAUAUUAUGCCACUAAUGAGGGAUCUUUGUAAAGUUUGGGAAUUAAUACAAUUAUUAUAAGUUUUGCCUCAGCUUCCUUUACAGUUGGUAUUUGUGUUGUGCUUAAAAAAUUGUAUCAUUUCUGAAGGGGGGACUUCGAGGAGUACAAGGAGGAGAAAAAUUCUUUAUACUUGUCAGAUUUGUUAUGUAGAAAAUACUUUUCUCCUGGUUUAGUUUUAAUGGCAGUUAUAGUUUCUUUAUUGCUUUUAUUUCAUAAUCUUGUGGCUAAGAGUUUAGACUCCCUUCCCCCCCAGAUUCGUAUUUUGUUUUGUUUUAAGUAUGGCUGUAUCAUAGUUUUCUUUAGUUCUAUGGUCUCCAAUUCUUUCCAUUUUAUUUGCAAUUUUUUAAAAGCAUUUUGAUCCUGUAACUGUGUUUGUUCCAGAAGGGAAAUUUCCUGUUCCAGUUGUCAUUUUUGUGUCCUACGUGAUGUGUUUUAAAGUGAUUUUUCCUGUAUACAUGCCCCUUUCAUCACUGCCUUCAUUGUUUCCCACAAUAGACCAGAGCUUAUUCCUUCCGUAUUAUUUUCCUUAUUUCCCCCCCUAAUAUUUUAGUCAGUCUUUCUCUUAUUACAGUCAUACCUCGGAUUAAAGUUGCUUCAGAUUGAGCUUUUUCAGGUUGUGUUCCGUGGCGACCUGGAAGUAGCGGAACAGGUUACUUCUGGGUUUCGCCACUUGCGCAUGUGCAGAUGCUCAAAAUGAUGUCACGCACAUGCGGAGAAGCGGCAAAUCGCGAGCCGUACACGCGCAGAUGCAGGUUGCGUUCUGCUCAGGAUGUGAACGGGGCUCCGGAACGGAUGCCGUUCGCAUCCAGAGGUACCACUGUAAUUGAUUUGUUAUGAAAUACCCUAGUGAGGUUGUAUGUUCAACUGGAGUGAAUUCAAAUUUUGUGCAGACUGGGGCACGCUCUGUUAUUUUGAUCUCUCCUAUUUGUGUUCUUUCACCACAUUUAACAGUGGGGUGGAUGUCAACAGGAAGUCUAUUCUGGAUCACAAGCUAAACACUGGGUACACAUAUGUGAGUCAUAUAUCUCGGAUUCUUCUCCCCACAGGCAUUUCUUAGUCCCCACUCUUGUAUAAACCUCACCAGUUUCAGUUGGUCUCUGCCUUUGUUAAGUUCUGUAGUGCUGCUACAUUUCUGGGACAGCCCACUUGUUUUGCAAAACUCCAUAUAAACACUGGAACUUCCAUAUUUUGAAUCAAAUCCAGUAUAGACUGAUGGUAUUAUGUAUUAAUUUCAGUGUAUGUGGAAAUGGGAGUAUCAUUCAGUGACAGCAGAUGUUUUGUAAGCAGAAGGUCCUAGGUUCAGUCCAUGGCAUUUCCAGCUAAAAGGAUAUGUGGUAGCAGAACUAGUUCAAAUAUGUGUUUAUUUCAAUUAUUUAUUGUUGACAUUUUAUGUCUUGAUAGGUCUGGUUCAACAUACAGCAGAACAGUUCACCAAUGUGUGUCAGUUUUGAUAUUUCAAAGGAAAGCUUAUGGAAACAGUUUCUUCCAUACCAUGUUCAGGAUUUAAAAAUGCAGACUGUACAGGUGACAAAUAUUUCAAAAAGUACUUACCUUGCAAGUGACUUGCCCAGUGGGGCAGAGCCUCACUGGAUGAGCCUACAUAUUACAUAUUGGGGUAAGAAGGAAAGAAGAAUUUGAGCUAGAAUUCUGCUUUAAAAAAUUGCAAGUUGCUCUGAUACCGGAGAGCUGUGUGUGCAUUUAAAUCAGGGGUGAGGAACCUCCAUGUCACAGGCCUAAUUAGACCCACCAAGACUCUCAGUUUGGUCUGUGGAGCUAUUUUGGGCAAACCACACCUACCUGUCAGUCAAAAGACCUCGAACACAGAAAUAAUGUGAGCCUUUGUUGUACAAAGCAGUUUAGCAGGGACACUCAAAAUGGGUGGUCUUCAACAUCAUUCAAUCAACUUUAGGUCAGUGUAGAAGACACAGGUGUUUACUAUUUAAUAGAGACCAUCAUAGGAUGGAAUGCUGGAUUGUAGAAAUUCUGUUUCCACAUCUCAAAAUUAGCUUUGAGCCUUGCAUCCUGGAACAUGAAUCUAUGUUUCAAGAAUGCAACUUGAAUUUACUAAUAUAUAUCUCGGUAGUUUUUCUUUCUUUCCUUAACAACAUGGCUUAAUCAUAAAAAUCUCAAAGCAGUUUACAUAAAAUAGUAUACAAUAUUCAUAAGGAAAUAACAAUAAAACCAGCAGACUUUAAAAAUAAGUAGACAGAUUGUGUCCACAUCUAAACAGUUCAAUUCUUUACUGUCAUCAUAGCUCAGUCAGUAGAGCCUGAGACUCUUAUUCUCAGGAUCAUGGGUUUGAGUUGGGCAAAGGAUUCCUGCAUUAAAGGGGGUUGGACUAGAUAAUGAUCGUGAUUCCUUCCAACUCUACAAUUGUAUGGUUCUAUGAUUCUUUUAGGAGGAAAGAAACAUGCAGUCUCAUGGAAUCUGGAACCGGAACCACAGGCUAAUCCAACAUUUCCUCAUAGUGGGAAAACAAAUGAGAGCUGAAGUUAGAGGGAGGAGUCUAUUGUCAAUUUUAUUUGUGCUCUCACUCCUCUCCCAUCAGUGUUAGCAUUUUUCUGCACAGCUACUCUCAUUAUUAAUCUCCAUACCACAAGCAGUAUUUAAUUGGUGCCAGUUAUACUUCAGGAAUCUCACUCCCUGGCCAUCUUAUACGUUACAGCUGCAUUUUCCUAGUAACGUAUGAGGUGCUUUGUAUCAAAAAAUUGUGAUACCUUCAGAAAAUCGUUCCAGAUCCUGCUUAAUGUGUAACUGUAUAUUACAGUAUUAUACAAUAUCUGUUUUAGCAAGAAGAACUAUUUUACACCCCAACUGAUGUAAGUUUAGUCGUAGAGCUACAAAAUAGGUAUGUACUUUAAACAACAUUCUUUCAAAUAACUUUUAAAGUUUAGGAGCUUUGGAUCAAACUACACGCUGUAUUAAUCAUGGUGGUGUUUUUUUAAAGCAUUUAAUGUUACCACUCUUAUUUUCAAAGAGAAGCAGCAGGCUGUAGUUAUAUCAUAUCAUAUUGUGGAAGGAAAUAAAGGUAAAGGUAAAGGGACCCCUGACCAUUAGGUCCGGUCGUGACCGACUCUGGGGUUGCGGCGCUCAUCUCGCUUUACUGGCCAAGGGAGCCAGCGUACAGCUUCCGGGUCAUGUGGCCAGCAUGACUAAGCCGCUUCUGGCAAACCAGGGCAGCGCACGGAAACGCCGUUUACCUUCCCGCCGGAGCGGUACCUAUUUAUCUACUUGCACUUUGACGUGCUUUCGAACUGCUAGGUUGACAGGAGCAGGGACCAAGCAAUGGGAGCUCACCCUGUUGCGGGGAUUCGAACCGCCGACCUUCUGAUCGGCAAGUCCUAGGCUCUGUGGUUUAACCCACAGCGCCACCCGCGUCCGUGGAAGGAAAUACCAUAGUUUAAAUAUGCACUGUGUGAAGAAGUGAUUCUUCUUGUCUGUUCUAAUCUUCCACUGUAUAAUCCUGGGUUCUAGUAUUAUGACAAAAGCCUGAACUCAGACUGAAAAGAGUCUAUGUAAUACACCAUCACCACCCUGUCAAGCAUCUUCCAUAAAAAAAGAAAACAGUGAAAUACUAGCAACUGUGGAACAGUUGUUAGACUAUUCUAGGUCCAAGAUUUGUUUCAUUUUUGAUGUCCUCUACUUUGGGCUAAUGAAGGUGAUGAAUGGUUGGUGAAAGACCCUGUGUGAGAGGCAGGCAAGAGAAGAUCUCCCAGGGUGAGAGGCUAGGAGAAGAAAGGGAAGCUCCCAAUUGAGAGCUGGAAGAGUCUAUCCUCUUCAGUGUGAGACUAGGGUUAAGAUCUACCUUAGAAGGGGGUUUUGUAUCCCCCUUUCUCUUUUCUCGCUUUUUUGGUUUUAUAUACUUAUUGUUUUCUAUAAUAACAUAUGAUUAAUUGGCAUCAAUUUAAAAGAUGCCCAAAAAAGUUUUUUCAUCCAGCCUGCUGACCAGAAGGAAGCCUUGUAAUAAGUCAUCUGCCUUCUUCUGUUGCAGUGUCAGUUAUGCCACUCAAAAGGCAAGGCCCAUUAGCAAACAUCAUGACCACUUUCCAUUCAGCCUCUCUUCCUUCUUAUCAUAGCUUCUCCUGCAUGUAUGGUUUGCAUGUAAUUUUCCCCUUUGCAAAUAUUGUUUCUGUUCUACAUUCCUUGACACCCACUAAUUUAGACGUUUUGUCACUACAAUGUUAAUACAACACUACGUUUUGUUAAUACAAUGCUGUAAUGGUUACUGUUUAUGCUGCUACUUUUUUAAAAAAACAGGAUUGAAAAGACUUUGAAAAAGAAAUUUAUGGAAUGGCGAUCUCAGCAGCCAACUCGGUGGCAUCGACAGUGUACCAGUGUCUUACGACAAAUUCUCUCAAAUCUAGAAUUUAGAAAUGGACAGACAGCUAGAGAAAAAGAAGAAAAUAAUUUGGAGGCUUUCCAGGAACAUUACUGGGUUAGUGUUUAUGCUACUAGAUUAUUGAAAUGUCCUGUUCUCAGGGACACUCACUCCCAUUAUUUCUGCUCUUAUAAAGGGGGGGGGGUUUGGAUCUUUGCAGUCAGUACUGAGCCACGGGCAGACAUCACUUAGGAGCUAGGCACAAGGGUUCAGAGAUAAGGGAUUUAGAGUUGAGGGGGCUAGUGCUCAGAGGUAAAGCCAGAACUCAGAACCAGAACUUAAUUAUUUCACUAGGUGGCCUUGUUUUGAUUUUAACACUGUGUUUCAUGUUUGAAGUUUGUUUAGAUACUGAAAAAUGUUAUAGAAUUUAUAUUUUCUAAAGUUUAAUAUCGUUGCUGAGCAAAUAUGCAAUGUUUGAUGUUUGACACAGUGAUUAUUUUACAAUUUAAUUUCUAAAUUUUUGUAGGUUACAGGAUUUCCUAUUCAAAUGCCGUAUCUGGAUCUACAGUCAAUAACUGAAGCUGUUUAUCAGACAGGAAUUCAUUCUUCAGAGGUUCCCAACACAGAAUUUUCUCUUGCUGUGUAUAUUCAUCCUUACCCAAAUAACAUGUUAUCUGUCUGGAUAUAUUUAGUAUCUUUGGUACGCCAUCAGUAAGCAGUACCACAAAACUCUUCAGGAAUCAAGAAUUUUAGUGCAGCCUUGAGGAGCUUGCUGGUUGUGAUGUCUGAAUUUUCACUCUUAUAUCAACAAGAAGUAGUAAGUUAUGUCUUGAGAGUCACAUUGCUUUUGCAGAGAUUAUCUCUUAAAUGUUCCUCACAUAUUGCUUACUAGAGAUAUGUAAAAAUGCUGUUCAUUUGUAAUUGUAUUAACUUGUGUUUUCAUUUACUUUCUGCAGUGGUAAACAGCAUGAAAAAGAUUUUAAUAAUCAGAAAAUAAAAGUUUUCCUUGCAUACAUCUCUAUAUUGCAAGAUUUAAAUUAGCCAGAUUCAAAAUGUUAACAUUGCUGGUUCAAGGACUUGUGUUUCUAAUGACUACCCAGUGAAAGCAUCCUUGAUUCAAUAUUCACCAUGAAGCCAAGGGACCAAAUCUCCUUUACCUUUGGAUAAUGUCUGAAAUGGCAUAUUAGCCAGCGAUUUGGUUCAUUCUGUAGACACUCCUGCAUACCAUCCUAUGCUCAAUUGUCAGUGUCUUCCAAGUUUGCAGUUAUGUAUGUUUUGUAUUUCCUUUAGUACAAGAGUAGAAAUACAUUGUUGAAUAGCUAGCUGUAGAAUUCUAUGUCAUCCUGUUAGCAAUUGCCCUACAACCAUGCUGAUUUCAAUGUGAUUUCAGCAUAAAUAGCCUAUAGUUCCACUGCUAGUUGUUUAUAACCUAAUACAGAAACAUUUCCUGUCUUGCUUCCUCUCCUUCUUAGAAGAGGAGGAUGUGUCAGUGGUGGAGUUAUAAAGUAGACCUUUUUUUUGCUAUAGAUUUUUAAAAAAGUAUUUCCUGCCUAUUUUGUUUAUAGAGUUAGCAUAUUUUAAAAAUAACACAUGCUGGGACAUACGGUAUGGAAUGAGCUCCAUUCAAUUGCUGCACUCAAAUAUACACACACCACUAGAGAGAUGAUUGCUCAAAACUAGUUUUAUUUUUAAAAUGAGUGCAUGGCACUCAGCUGGAAUUUUUUUAUUGUAGACAUUUCUCUUGCAUGACCACGACACAUAAUUCCUUCAGUUGGAAUUUCAAGUAGUGCGUGGAUUCAGUGGAGAUUGACCAAACCUAUUUUUUUUAUAUAAAAAAGCAAGACUUGGAAAUGGUUCACAGUGCAUAUUCUAUUGUCAAUAUCCUGCUAGUAUGUCAAACUCAAAAGGCUACGGUAAAUAAUAAAUAAAUAAAAAAUUCAGAGCAGAAAACCACAAACCCAAUAGCACAUAGUGGAUCCUUUGAAGUCUAAUGACUUAAAUACAAACAAUACCCUAUUAUACAUAGGCUUUGCUGUUAACUAAUUACCCUCCCCCAUAAUUCCAGUGUUAAUUAUCAGCCAAUGUUUGAGUGUACAGGCCUACAAAAUAGACUUCUUUUGUAUUAGUAACUCGUUUGCUGUCACACACAUGGAGGAUGAAAAUGAACCCAAUGUAAAAAAAACAAAACACAAAACAAGUAACCUGCUGUUAUUUCAAGUCAUGGAUUACCACAAGACUGUACAUUCAACGUAUUAUUGAGGUAGUCAAACAAUGAAGAGUCUUACAUAUAGUAUUACAAACUAAGUUGAGUAUCUUUCCUUUUCAGAUGCAUUCUGUAGUCCUUCAUCCUCACAUAUUAAAGUGA